CAUUGCACACACACAUGCACACAGAAAUGAAUACACACACCCAAACCGGAAUAUACAGAAAGGAACACACACAAGAUCGACGUCUGCUCCAGUGACCCAGUCACAAGGAUGAGGAAGAGAUAAUUGUGCCGGGUCUCCUGAAUGAGCCCUGAUACAGUCUGUCAGAGCCAACAGGCUUAUCAGGCCUUGGAGAAGCAGACAAUUACUAGGCUAUACAACAAAUGACGAAAUGAAACUCUUUAGUAAGUGGGAAGCGAAACCCAUAGCCACAUGUUGAUUGGGGCCACUCUCACUCAGGAUCUAACUUCUCUUAAACGCCUCACACUGCCAAAGCGUCCGACUCGAGAAGAUGGAGAUGAUUCCCGUGCUGUUCAACGCUCUCGCACUGCUGUCGGUGUUGGGACGAACUGGGGCAAGAACAUCAUCGCCCAAUACAAACCCUUCAGGCCCAGGCCCCUCCACCUCAGACCUGCGUGGUCAGAUGAUAACAGUGUCAUAUUCGUAUAGCAUAGGAUUCACCAUGUACACAGACGCAAUCUUUCCCUCUCCUUCUCCCACCAUCUACCCUUCUCCUUCUACCUCUCCUUCCUCCUCCCCAUCCUCCUCCUCUGCCUACUCUCCCUACCCCUCUCCUCCCUCCUCCUCUCCCUCCCCCACCACCUCUCCUUCCUCCUCCUCUGCCUAUUCCUCUCCCUACACCUCUCCUUCCACCUCUCCUUACUCCUCCUCUCCCUCUUCCACCUCUCCUUCUCCCUCCCCCACCACCUACCCCUCUCCUUCUCCCUCCUCCUCUCCCUCGCCCUCCCCCACCACCUACCCCUCUCCUUCUCCCUCCUCCUCGCCCUCGCCCUCCCCCACCACCUACCCCUCUCCUUCUCCCUCCUCCUCUCCCUCGCCCUCCCCCACCACCUACCCCUCUCCUUCUCCCUCCUCCUCUCGCUCGCCCUCCCCCACCACCUACCCCUCUCCUUCUCCCUCCUCUCCCUCGCCCUCGCCCUCCCCCACCACCUACCCCUCUCCUUCUCCCUCUUCCUCUCCCUCGCCCUCCCCCACCACCUACCCCUCUCCUUCUCCCUCCUCCUCUCCCUCGCCCUCGCCCUCCCCCACCACCUACCCCUCUCCUUCUCCCUCCUCCUCUCCCUCGCCCUCCCCCACCACCUACCCCUCUCCUUCUCCCUCCUCUCCCUCGCCCUCGCCCUCCCCCACCACCUACCCCUCUCCUUCUCCCUCCUCCUCUCCCUCGCCCUCCCCCACCACCUACCCCUCUCCUUCUCCCUCCUCCUCUCCCUCGCCCUCCCCCACCACCUACCCCUCUCCUUCUCCCUCGCCCUCCCCCACCACCUACCCCUCUCAUUCUCCUUCUCCCUCCUCUCCCUACUCUUUUCCUUCCACCUCUCCUUCUCCCUCCUCUCCCUACUUUUCUCCCUCCUCCACCCCCUACCCCUCUCAUUCUCCUUCCACCUCUCCUUCUCCGUCCUCUCCCUACACCACCCCCUCUCCCUCUCUCUCUGCUCUGACUGUGUGUCUGCGUUACAUGGCUGAGGAGGGAAAAGACUUGACUCUCUUCAGCCUCACUCAGGGGAACUACUGGAACCUGUUACUGAAAAGAAACAGUGGGAUGGACUACCUCUCCAUCCAUUCCUCCUCUCAGUCCUUCCGCUCCUAUAGGCUGAUGUGGUCCAUCGCAGGGCCACGCCCCUGGACCAGCCUGUGCGUUACCUGGGAGAAAAACACGGGCGUGGCCCAGGUGUGGAGAGGCGGGACUGUCAGCGUCAGGAAGAGGGUGUUUGGCCAGAUGACCAAUGGGCCUCCUAUCUUGAACGUGUAUAAGUUUGAGGGUCAGGUAACUGACGUGGAAGUGUGGGACAGAGUCCUCUCCCCAAGCUUGAUAAUGUCCUACAUGUCUGGGUGGACGACCUACUGGUCCUACACCCCUGGUAAUGUGCUGACCUGGUCCAAGGCCAUCUACUCCACCAAUGGUGAGGUUCUCCUGGAGAGAAACACCUACAACUCUGACCAUCAGCCUAUCAGAGGCCAGCGCCAGCUCCCAAGACCAAUGAGAAGGAAGAAAAUGAGGAAAUUUGAAUGGAAGAAGAGAGCGAGGGCAGAGCAGAUAACGAGAACACGGCCAUAGGGGAGAGUAGUGAUUGCCACUAACCCUUACUUUAGAUUAGAAGAUGUACAGUAUGUCCCAUCUUCAUGUAUGACCCAGCGAUGCUCCUUACUAGUGAAUUCACUCUGGAUGAAUGUCUGCUCAAAUUCUGAUUCUGUGAUUUCCCAUGUCUGCCCUGAUGGUCCCCAGGGUCAUAUGAAGUCCUACUCUGGCUGAUGAUCAGGUCGUUUGCCCCUUGCGUCUUUCAUGUCUGUCAGCUAAGUAUCUCCGCCAGCCAAGUGUGGACGUGAGCUCACCUAGCUAGCUAUGAUAGUGCUAACCGUUAGAGCUGUAGCAGCACCUCCUCCCUGACGGAAAACACAUCACAACUUUAUGCUCAGCACAUAACCUGCCGGGGAAAUCCGACCCAACAGGGAAAAUGAAAACCAAUGAAUACAGCAGUUCUCAGGCAGGCUAGAAGCACAAUAUUGUUACUGUUGCAUCACAUUGGAUGACCACAAGUAACUUAAGUUACAAAACUGCAGCUUUAAAUGAUUGUUAAAGGACUUUGUUUAUUGUUAAAUCAUUUGAAUGAUUGCAAGAUGAUUUAAAAGAUUGUUCAAAUGAAGCAUGUGGCAAAUUAAAAGUCAUUGGUGAGAAACA
Salvelinus fontinalis (brook trout) is the source of this 2755-nucleotide messenger RNA. RefSeq lists its product as uncharacterized. The coding region runs from base 350 to 2134 and encodes 594 amino acids. The record is from RefSeq and is a predicted model, not a curated record. NCBI's taxonomy places the organism in Eukaryota, Metazoa, Chordata, Actinopteri, Salmoniformes, Salmonidae. The transcript is spliced from 4 exons.